Letharia lupina is the source of this 459-nucleotide messenger RNA. RefSeq lists its product as uncharacterized. NCBI's taxonomy places the organism in Eukaryota, Fungi, Ascomycota, Lecanoromycetes, Lecanorales, Parmeliaceae. The transcript has 3 exons. The record is from RefSeq and is a predicted model, not a curated record. Bases 1 to 459 code for a protein of 152 amino acids.
AUGGACCAAUAUGAAUCAUUAUAUCCCCCCACCCCCGAAGUCCCUUCUUCGCUCCGCCUGUUCUUUAAAACCUUUUACAAGAUUUCCGACACGCCUGAGGCACAUGAAAAGUACGUAGAUUGCUUUACGAAAGAUGCCGUGUUAGUAAUGGCAAGUGCCAAGGUGGAAGGGUCUGAUGGAAUCCUCUCCCUCCGCCAGAACAUGUGGUCAGCAGUCUCGUCCCGUUCCCACCACCCGACAAAGAUUUUCCCCUUUGCUCCGGUGUCGGAGUCUGAAGCGGAGGUCAUGCUCUACGGUACUGUAGAGUACGGGUUUAAAGAAGGCGGUAGUGAUGGCAAAGACUGGGCUGCUAGAGCGCUCCUGGUGAAUGGUGGCUCAGAGGGCGGAGUGGGCGGCUUGGGAGGCUGGAGGAUGAAGUUCUAUCAGGUGUAUUUGGAUACAGCUGCAAAAAAAUCAUAG